Molecule: messenger RNA, 2293 nt
Organism: Brassica oleracea var. oleracea
Lineage: Eukaryota; Viridiplantae; Streptophyta; Magnoliopsida; Brassicales; Brassicaceae
Product: agamous-like MADS-box protein AGL14
Exons: 12
Coding region: 750-1874 (374 amino acids)
Biological process (GO): positive regulation of transcription by RNA polymerase II
Molecular function (GO): RNA polymerase II cis-regulatory region sequence-specific DNA binding; DNA-binding transcription factor activity, RNA polymerase II-specific; protein dimerization activity
Source: RefSeq, a predicted model, not a curated record
AGGAUUAUGGAUCGGAAGUUAGCAAGUCAGGGAACAUAUCGAGGAUUCAACCAAUGGUGGGUCUUGAGAGUCCGGUUGAUGAGAGGAGAGUCUCGACGGAGGAGAUGGGAGCAGCACGGAGAGAGGGGUUUACUCGGAGAGCUUUCUGAGGGUCGAUGUUGAGGUCGUGGAGAUAGAUAAGUUUCUCACGGAAGAGAACUCCAGUGUCGGGAGUUUCUCCGGCGAAACAUUUGGCUCUCACGGCGGAGAAAUACGGUUUAAUCUUUUUAAGGGUAAAAUGUCCUGUUAUAACAGGUAGAUAACAUAGAAAUGACGUCGUUUCUUGGGAAUUUAAAUUGUCUUCGGUAGUACCAGAACAGUUACAAAACAUUGACCACGUCGUUGGACGGAAAUUUUAAUUUUAUCUUCCGGUAAUAACAGUUUAGAUAACAUUGACGCGGCGUCGUUUUAGCGAAUGAUGGUAAUAACAGUUAUACAACACUUAAACGAACGACAGCGUUUGGAAUUUUUUUUAAAAUUUUAUUUUUAAUUUUAUUUUUUCUUCGUCUCUCCAAUGGUGUGAUCCCUAUUCUCAAGCAGCUCUAUCAGAAGACCGUUUUUUUCGCAGAGUCUCAUGUAAUCAUCGUCUUCUCUGUCUCUCUCUCCGCCUCUGGUUUUGAUUCUACCUUUCGAAGUUUUUCGAGAGAGGUCCUUUUUAAGAUCUCCCUCAUGGUUAGUAUCCGCUUGGCGUUUGAAUUUGCUUCUUUAGGAUGGGAAGGGUAAAACUGAAGAUAAAGAAGUUAGAGAACACAAACGGACGCCAAGCAACGUUUGCUAAAAGGAAAAAUGGGAUCUUGAAAAAGGCUAAUGAGCUAUCUAUUCUUUGUGACAUUGAUCUUAUUCUUCUUAUGUUCUCUCCUGGCGGCAAACCCUCGCUAUGUUGCGGUAGACGGAGUAGCAUUGAAGAGGUGAUUGCUAAGUUUUCUCAAGUAACACCGGAGGAAAGAACAAAAAAAAAGGUUGAGAGUCUUGAAACCUUGAAGAAAACGUUCUUAAAGUUGGAUCACACUGUAAAUAUACGAGAACUUAUAGCCUCGAGUAAUUCAACAACAGAGCGUUUUUCUCAGGACUUGAGUACUCAAGCAAGUAUCCUGCAAGCUAGGAUAUCUGAGAUACAUGGAAGAUUAAGUUAUUGGACAGAACUCGAUAAGAUAAACAACGUUGACCACUUGGGACAGCUUGAAAUUUCCGUCAGGCAGUCCCUUGAUCAAUUGCGUGCGCAUAAGGAACAUUUGGGACAGCAGCAGCAACAAGCAAUGCAACUCGAAAACGCAAACUUUGUUAAAGAUUGGUCUACCUGCUCGUUGCAAGAUGGGAUUGAGAUUCCUUUAGAACAACAGCUUCAAUCCAUGUCAUGGAUACUUAAUAGCGACAACACAACCAACAUUAUCACCGAGGAACACAAUCCAAUCCCAAAACGGGAAGUGGAGUGCUCUGCGAGUUCUUCAUUUGGGAGCUAUCCAGGCUACUUUGGAACAGGGAAAUCUUCAGAAACAAGCUUUCUUGAUGAACUAAACACUACCAACGGAGACAUCAAACCGCAGCUAUGCACUAAUAAUAACAUUAUCCCAUACAAUUCCAAUAUUAUGCAGAAUGAUAUUAAGCACCACCAAACGUAUCCUCCUCCUCUUCCUCAUCCUCCGGUUUUUAACCUUCCAUCGAACCAGAGAGAGUAUCAUAUGAAUGGAUUCUUCGAAGCACCACCACAACCAAAUGGAACUUCUACUUACAACAACAACAACCACAACCAGGCAAGGUUUGGUUCUAGCAGCAGCUCCUUGCCUUGCUCAAUCUCCAUGUUGGACGAAUACUUGUUUUCUCAGCAACCGAACUGAGAGAGAGAGAUUUGAUGAAUGAUGAUAGAGAACAUCUCAAUGAAGAAGUCACCAAUUUUUUUUUUGUUCAGAAGCAGCAAGAACUAAAACAAAGCACUUGCAGGUUUCUGAAUUGGUUCCAAGAAGAAGCAAAAUGAACUCUGGUAGAUUGCAACCCCCACACAAUACGCUGUUAUAUCUUCAAUAGAUGUUUUUGUGUUGAUUUUUUUUAUCCGGCAGAUAUGUUUUAGUGUGUGUAUGUGUCUUUGGAGGCUGUCAAAGUAACGCCAUGACGGCCAAAGAUGAUGAGAAAACUCUCUAUUCUUCUUCCCUUCCCUACAAAACUAUAGCUGUAUCUUUCUUUUCUUUUUUCAUUCUUUGUAAUACAAAAACAAACAAUGUUUAUUAAUUAAUUUAAACAAGAAGCAUUUAUAUGUACA